AUGCUGUCGUCCUUUAUAAACGCGGCGGUGUGCAGCCAGCGGAGCUUCAGCGACGCGGUGGCGUUUGUGCUGGCACACCGGCUGGCGGACGCGAACGAGGAGGACGAGAUGACGACCAUGUACGCCAUGUUCCGCGACGCCCUCUCCGGCACGCGCGCAUCCACCCUCGCCGACCUCCUCGCCGUGCGCACCCGGGAUGAGGCGUGCACAUCGCUGGCGGGUGCGCUGCUGUACCACGGCGGCUUCCACAGCCUGCAGCUGCAGCGCGUCGCGCACGCCGCCUGGCAGGCCGGCCAGAAAACCUCCGCCCUGCGCAUCUCGUCGCUGACGAGCAGAGCGCUGGGAGCUGACCUGCACCCGGCGGCGCGCUUCGGCAGAGGAGUGUUCCUGGCGCACCCCAUCGGUGUUGUAGUGGGAGAGGAGGCGGUGGUGGGGGACCAUGUGACAAUCAUGCAGCAUGUGACGCUGGGGGGCACCGGCAACAACCGGGGGGACCGACACCCCAAGAUUGGCGACUACGUCCAGAUCGGCGUCAAGGCCACCAUCCUCGGGAACAUCCAGGUGGGGAGACGGGCGCGCGUGGCAGCCGGGUCGAUGGUGCUCAAGCCGGUGGAGGAAGACAUGCUGGUGGCCGGCAACCCCGCCAAAGUCAUCGGCAAGCUCGUGGACGUCGCGCACCAAAAGACGCCCGACCUGGCAGCCUGAAAGGGACAGUGCAUCGCUGCCAGUCAAUGAUAGAGAAAUGAUGAUUUUGGCCAAUUGACUUAAGCCCAUUUGCCUUUGUGAUCACUUGGCUUGACGGAAUAUAUAUAAUAAUGCCCCCUGAGAGAUGGGGCGACGAAUGAAAUCAAGGGUGAUCAGCAACAGACCCAUCAGGGUCGAUUGGCCUU
Molecule: messenger RNA, 890 nt
Organism: Coccomyxa subellipsoidea C-169
Lineage: Eukaryota; Viridiplantae; Chlorophyta; Trebouxiophyceae; Coccomyxaceae
Product: trimeric LpxA-like protein
Exons: 5
Coding region: 1-705 (234 amino acids)
Cellular component (GO): cytosol; cytoplasm
Molecular function (GO): L-serine O-acetyltransferase activity
Source: RefSeq, a predicted model, not a curated record